AUGAAGUACGUAUAGUGUCACGUGACACUGAAACUCCGGGGAAAGACCGCCGCUUUGUGCUCCGUCGGCACUUGAGCAAUCGACCGCGACUAACGAGAAUCAUCCCAAGCCAUCCAGAACCAGCAGGAGGGGGUACAAAACGGCCCCUUCAUCCUGGGUCAGCCCAACAGUCAUGUUUAAAAACGUCUACCUGCGUGUUAUCCUUCUUUUGGUCGCAUUUUCCUCCUGCGCAUCGCUCGCAUUAGCCUCCUCCCCCGCAUCCUUCUGCAAAUGUACAUGUUUCUCCAACAGCACCAUCAUUCCCCUUGACCCCGUCAAGCCGGAGUCCACGUCGAUCGAUGGCAUGUUCCAUGCUCUCGGCCGCAGAAGUCCCUCCGACGAUCUCGGCAACGUUUUGGAUGACCGGGCCAGCAAUUAUCGUUCCUUGAGCUGUAACGACUGCAAUCGGAAGUUUUGCUUGGGAUAUAACUUGCCCACCUGCAAAGGCGCGAGGGAGGAGGAUGUCUUCACCACCUGUUUCCAGCGAGACUCGCGAAAAGACGAAGCGAUAGUUUUCAUCUUCAUCAUCGCCACCAGCGGGCUCCUUGCGUGGGCGGUUUUCAAGCCGUGGGUGGAGAAAUAUCUCGAGAAAGCUAGAGAGCGACGGUCCUACAUACCGGUUUCCGAGAACGUCGGCCAGUAGCACAGGAGGCUACAAUGGUUGAGCCCGACGGGUUUUUUUAUACAAUGCUCAUAUGUAUAGUUCUUCCGAAGCUAUUUAUAUUACACCCAUUGUGCCUUUAAGAUAGCGUCAGGAACGGGCGUAGGUUUCGAACGGAUGGCCAGUGAUGGGCGGCAUGUUGGUAGAGGGCAUAAGGGCACCGAUGAUACCGAGGCUCGGUAGGUGGACGUGACAAGGAGUCAAUUUAUCACGGUACUGUAGAGAGGAUUUGACUUUGAAUCCACGAUGGAGGAGUGGGAAGUGGUUAGAACUUCAGAUUAGCUCGAUGACCUCCACUGUCGUCGAGGAUUGAUGCAGGCCAUUAUUGGCGGAUCGCCCUGUCAAGUGCAGGGCCCACCGGCCAGCCUGGGGCACUAAGCCUCAUCCGCGUUAGCCUUGAGGGCACGGUUGAUCAUUCCGGAGUACGGAGUAGGAGGUAAGGGAUCUAACUUACAGUGUGCUACUUUAAUGAUUAAAUGAUUCAAUGAUUCAAUGAUACGACGAUUGGUUCCG
This is a messenger RNA of Aspergillus melleus, 1213 nucleotides long. RefSeq lists its product as uncharacterized. The coding region runs from base 173 to 682 and encodes 169 amino acids. The record is from RefSeq and is a predicted model, not a curated record. The transcript is spliced from 4 exons. NCBI's taxonomy places the organism in Eukaryota, Fungi, Ascomycota, Eurotiomycetes, Eurotiales, Aspergillaceae.